Molecule: messenger RNA, 2980 nt
Organism: Jatropha curcas
Lineage: Eukaryota; Viridiplantae; Streptophyta; Magnoliopsida; Malpighiales; Euphorbiaceae
Product: Pentatricopeptide repeat (PPR-like) superfamily protein
Molecular function (GO): protein binding
Source: RefSeq, a predicted model, not a curated record
UUUAAGGUCUUUUAUUUACUACCAGUUAAAAAAGAUUGUAACUUUAAAAACUAUUUAUAUAAAUAUAUGGAAAACGGCCUGAUUUAAAUUAAGGGUGAUUUUGGCCCACGAAAUUGCAUUAACUUUAGGCGGUUUAUCCUUAUGUUCACUGCCUCUUUGGCGGUCUGAACAGUGGACUCUCCGACCCCGAGUCAUUCCCUUUCAAAGAGAAGAACUUUCGGCACAGAAUCAGCAAUUAUAUCUCAUAGCCGCUGAUUAACAAUUAAAAUCCCAAAAAUUUCAGCAAAUAAUCAUUACCCAAUUUUAAUAAACUUACUGUUUGUUCUCAAUUCCGAUACCUGAAGCCAUGUGGAUUUCGACUUCCAGAGGAUGUGUGUUCUCAUUGUCAUUUUCAUCGCUGGAAUGGUCGCUCUCCUCGAUAUUAUAGGUGACAGGCUGGAUUUGGAUGGUUAGCAAACUGUUUAAAGAUUUUUAGGCCUAAAGAUUAUACAUUGUCCAGAUCUUGGAGAGGAAAAGGGAGGAUAAUGAAGGUUGAAUUAUAGGGAUUCUUCCAAGCUUGGGUGAGAAGAAGAUGAACAAGUGCUUAAUUUGUGUACCAUGUAUUAUGUUUAAUGUAGUUGCAUUGCUAUAGAUUCAUUGGUUAGAUCACCACUAUCAUUACUCUGAUUGCUUCAAAAUCUUUUGUUUCCAUUUGUGAGAGAAACUAUAGUAUGUACGUUAAACUCGAUAUCGUCCAGGGCAAAUUUGCGCGCCUGAUCAUUUUCCCAAGAAACAAACAAGCCCUUAAGCAAUUCAGUUCAUCAUGUACAAAUAUCCCCACCAUUGCUGACCUUGUAGCAAAGCAACACUGGUCAGAGCUCAGAACUCGUCUGAAAAACACUAGCCCCAUCACACUUCUCCACCAACUGCUCAGUUCAGAAGUUGACCCAGAGCUAACUCUUAGGUACUUAACUUGGUCCAAAAAGGAGCUUAAACUUUCACACUCUUUAGAACUCACUUUUAGAAUAUUGCACUCACUUGCAUAUACCAAAAAGUACUCAAAUAUUAGGUCUUUCCUGGAUAAUUUUGUUAAGAAUGAGAAUUAUCCAGUUUCUUCAAUUUUUCAUGCAAUUUCAGUGGGUGGGGACUCAUUUUGCGCCAAUUCAAUAAUUGUUGAUAUGUUGUUGUUGGCAUAUGUGAAAAAUUUGAAAACCCAUUUUGGAUUUGAGACAUUUAAGAGAGCUGGUGAUUAUGGGUUUAAGUUGUCAGUUAUUUCCUGUAAUCCACUGUUGAGUGCUUUGGUUAAGGACCGGGAAAUUGGGGAUAUGGAGUUUGUGUAUAACGAGAUGAUAAAAAGAAGGAUUCAUCCUAGUUUGAUUAGUUUUAAUAUUGUGAUUAAUGGGUUGUGUAAAGCAGGGAAAUUGAAUAAAGCCACUGAUAUUAUCGAGGAUAUGAAAGUGUGGGGGGUGUCAGCAAAUGUAGUUACUUAUAAUACUCUCAUUGAUGGGUAUUGCAAGAUGGGUAAGAUUGGGAAGAUGUAUAAAUCCGAUGCUGUUUUGAAGGAGAUGGUUUCAAAUGGGAUUUGCCCGAAUGAGGUUACUUAUAAUAUUUUGAUCAAUGGAUUUUGCAAGGAUGGCAAUGUAUCAGCUGCAAUGAAGAUAUUUGCAGAAAUGCAAAGGCAGGGGUUAAAACCAACUGUGGUUACAUACAAUUCAUUGAUUAAUGGGUUAUGUACUGAUGGGAAUAUUGAUGAGGCUAUUGCCUUGUGGGAUCGGAUGGUUGCUUCCGGCUUGAAGCCAAAUGCCAUUACUCAAAAUUCACUAAUAAAUGGUUUUUGCAAGAAUAAGAUGGUGAAGAAAGCGGUUGAGUCAUUCAAUGAUAUGCCAAAACUAGGAAUUGCUCCUAACGUUGUGACAUACAAUACAAUAAUUGAUGCUUGUUGUAAGGCUGGGAGGAUGGAGGAUGCAUUUGCGCUACGUGAUGUAAUGUUGGACAGGGGGGUUCCCCCAAAUGUUUGUACAUAUAACUGCUUAAUAGCUGGUUUAUGCAAAAAGGAAGAUGUAGAAGCAGCCAGGAAUCUUGUGGAUGAAAUGGUUGGUAAGGAUUUAAAAGCUGAUCUUGUUACCUACAAUAUAUUGAUAGAUUCAUUAUGCAAUAAAGGGGAAUCGAGAAAGGCAAUGAGACUCUUGGAUGAGGUGUCCCGAAAAGGAUUAAACCCUAGUCAUGUGACGUAUAAUACUUUGAUGGAUGGCUAUUGUAAGGAAGGAAAUCUUCGGGCAGCAUUGAAUUUGAAGACAAUAAUGGAGAAAGGAGUUAGAUUACCAAAUAUUGUCACAUAUAAUGUGCUGAUAAAGGGGUUCUGUAAGAAAGGUAAGUUUGAAUAUGCAAAUGACCUUCUUAAUGAGAUGCUGGAGAAGGGUUUGGUCCCAAAUCGAACAACCUUUGAGAUUGUUAGGGAGGAAAUGAUGGAGAAAGGCUUUGUUCCAGACAUAGAAGGGCAUAUAUAUAAUCUUUCAGUCAGCUCUUAAACUUCUAAAGUCGUCGGUCACAAUGACCAUCUUCUUCAUUGUUUGAUACAGAAAGCUGGCAUUAAGGGGUCCUGCAUUUGCCUUUUAUCUGACAGCUUCAUUCGUCUAGAUGUAACUAAUGCAUGUGAAUCUUCUUGGAUCCUGCUGCUGUAAUAUGGCAUCUCUUGCAAUUUCUUCUCUGCAGCCAUCUUGUCUUCAGUUUCUACUGAAGGCAGAGAACAAUUUUUUAGAUUGUUUAUUGAGCUAUACAAGAUCAGGAUGGACAUGAUACUGGUAUGAGUAUCAAGAAAAGACUGGUGAUUCUGCAAUUCAAAUCCAAGCAAAGAAAUAGCUAAAUUGGUGGGAUUGACAAUGGAAAUGACCGAGUUGAGGAUUGAAAACAAAAAUAUCUGUGAUAUUAUUCACAUGAAUUAUUACAAGAAGUUUUCAGUAAUUUGCGUAUUGGCAAAAAAAAAAAAAAAAAAAAAAAAAAA